GGUCACACAGCUGACGAGUGAUAAUGAUGAUGGUAUUUGUUAUUUUAAAAAGAGCAAUGGAAGUCUCAACAGACAGUUUUGAGAAGACCAUGGCAAAGUCGGUGAAAAAAGGCAGUGUUUACUCUCCUCAGUCUACAGUAUCUUCUCUUCUAGCAAGUUACAGUCCGGAAAAUAGUAACUCCUUUAUUAACGCAACUGGCUCGAUUCAGUAUAAAGAUAAACUGUACAGCUCUGCUUCUCAAGCCCUUGAGGCUUAUAUUGAGGAUUUUGAUUUAAGCCGAACUUCUUCUAGCGCGUGCAAUGGAAAGAUUAUUCUUGGUCCAAAUUCUUCUAAGAGCUUCGAAAUCUCGGGAUUUCAUUCUAAAAACCAUGCUUCCAAAGACUUCGACCCCCACAGAAAGUCAAGCACCAUGUCGGGACCCUGUAGAAGAUGCAUUACUAGUGACCUCGAUCUGCUAAGCCUUACCACUGAUGAUUUAUUAGCAUUUCCAGCCGAUGGAUCAUUACCCAUUGCCAACACUUUGGUCGGAUCAGUGUCCCAAAGGAGCAAACGGAACAAGAAGUCUCCUACCAAACUAGCUUCAUCUGAUGAUGAAAAAAACCUUGCUUUUCUGCAUCACUUCAGCCCUAAGGGAAAUGAGACUCUCUUUGCUUCUUCAUACCAAAGUGCCAGUGGAGGUCAGCAUGAUGGGUUAAAACCUAAAACGGUGAAUAAGCUUCAGAAAUGCAAUUUUUCCUCGUCAGCUUAUUCUUCAGAGAAGCCUCAUCUCCAAGGAAGUCCAAAACACACUGGUGGUAUGAAUUACCCAAGGUGGCUUACAAGCCAGAAGUCUGAUCUGAGCGUGUCUGGCAUAACUAGUUUACCUGAUUUCAAAUAUCCAGCCUGGCUUCACAAUCAAGACCUUUUAUCCGAUUCAGCAAGUCAAAACAUUUCUAGAGCAGAAGACUCCUACCCCCUUGGACAUCUUUGCAAGAGGCAGAGGAAUUCUCAGUUUGUGAACAAAUUAGGUAGUGUUGAACAGUCACUUGAACACUAUAGCCGUUUAGAUCCAGAGAGGAACAAGAAAGUAUUAACUGCCGGCUGCAUAUGUGAUUGCGAAUGUGACCAAUUCCAGUCUGAAAGUGUAUCUUUCUCAAGACAGUCCACACAACCGUUCAGUGAUGACAAAAUUGAAUUGCUUAUCCUGAAGGCCCAGAGAACUUUAGAGCAUUCUUCUGAGGUAAUGUCAAAUACCGCGAAAAAUGAAGGCAGCCCCUGUUCCCUAGAUAUACUAGAAGAAGAAAGAUCAUGGGAAAACAUUCCUGUUCCCUUUAAAUCUCCUGUUCCUGUGCACUGUGAUGAAGGCCCUCCACGAGCCCUGAAGGCAAAUCGCGUUAAUGCAUUUCCUGAGGAUAUUGUAACUAAAGAUAGUCAGAAAAAUACACUCUCUGGAGGAAAUCAUCAUGGUCCUGUUGAAGCUUUAAAACAAAUGUUAUUUAAUCUUCAAGCUGUGCAAGAAAACUUUAAACAGAAUCAAAAUGCCGAACAAAAUGAGGAAGUUAACAAAAUUUCAGAGGAAGAAACUGCUGGAUUACAAUGUGAAGGAUUGAUUCCUGUUUCUAGGUCUCUUCAGAAGGCUUUGCACCAUUUGUCCCGUCUGAGAGGUCUAGUUGAGGAUUCCAGCACCAAACAGGAUAAAAAAACUCACUGAGAAGAUAAAGAAAAAAGAAUACCCUAACAAAUCAAGGCCUUUUUCGAUAUAUUUAUGAAUUACUAAUUUUAAAUUAAAGUGUUUUUAAAAUUU
Ornithorhynchus anatinus (platypus) is the source of this 1784-nucleotide messenger RNA. RefSeq names its product chromosome 3 C18orf54 homolog (gene C3H18orf54). The record is from RefSeq and is a predicted model, not a curated record. Bases 24 to 1691 code for a protein of 555 amino acids. The transcript is spliced from 8 exons. Lineage: Eukaryota; Metazoa; Chordata; Mammalia; Monotremata; Ornithorhynchidae.